AUGGGUGUCGAAAAGCAGACGAUUAAGGAGGGAGAUGGAACCAAUUUUCCAAAAAAGGGCGAUGAACUAACGAUGCACUAUACAGGAACUCUUGCAUCCAAUGGAGACAAAUUCGAUUCAAGUGUCGACAAAGGAAGGCCUUUCAAGUUCAAGAUUGGUAUGGGGCAGGUCAUCAAAGGCUGGGACGAAGGAGUCAUUAAAAUGAGUCUUGGUGAAAAGGCCAAGUUGCUGAUUUCCAGUGACUAUGGCUACGGAAGUCAGGGUGCCGGAGGUGUGAUUCCACCCAAUGCUGACCUUGUCUUUGAAGUCGAGCUGUUGGCAAUUGGAAAUCUCGAAGCUGCAAGCGGUGGAGGCUGCUGCGUCAUUUCCUAG
Molecule: messenger RNA, 372 nt
Organism: Cylindrotheca closterium
Lineage: Eukaryota; Bacillariophyta; Bacillariophyceae; Bacillariales; Bacillariaceae
Source: the annotation of a GenBank genome assembly